Molecule: messenger RNA, 4045 nt
Organism: Mytilus trossulus (common blue mussel)
Lineage: Eukaryota; Metazoa; Mollusca; Bivalvia; Mytilida; Mytilidae
Product: medium-chain acyl-CoA ligase ACSF2, mitochondrial-like
Exons: 15
Coding region: 51-1817 (588 amino acids)
Biological process (GO): fatty acid metabolic process
Molecular function (GO): medium-chain fatty acid-CoA ligase activity
Source: RefSeq, a predicted model, not a curated record
CUAACAUUUUUAAGGAAAAGAUAACUCAGGCGAUUUCAUGAAAUGAAAAUAUGCAGACAAGAAAAUUAUUUCGUUUAACAGCUCUUAAUAAUUUAUUGAAAUGCUGCAGAUCCUAUGCACAAGCCUCUUCUGGCAACAAACAAAAAUGGAGUUAUGCCCAUGGCUCAAGUGAUACACCUUUACUAGGAUCUACCAUAGGCCAAGCUUUACAGGACUGGACAGAACUGAGACCAGACAAAGAAGCUGCAAUAUUUUGUAAAGGCAAUAUAAGAAAAACUUUCCAACAAAUCCUAGAAGAGUCAGACCAGUUUGCAGCUGGACUAUUAGAGCUUGGUAUUAAAAGAGGAGACAGAGUAGGAAUAUGGGGACCAAACUCUAUAGAAUGGAUACUCACACAGUAUGCCACAGCUAGGGCUGGAAUUAUACUGGUCAAUAUAAAUCCAAUGUACAUAGCCAAUGAAAUGGAAUAUGUCUUACAACAGACUGGCUGUAAAGCAAUAAUAGCUGCAGAAGAGUUCAAAGGUCAUGACUAUUAUGACAUUCUGUUCCAUUUAAUACCAGAAUUAGCCAGGUGUGAAGAUGGUUUUGUCAAAAGUCACAGGUUACCAGAUUUAGAGACUGUUAUAAUGAUAGGAGAGAAGAAACAUCAGGGUACUUUAAAAUUCUCAUCUGUGUUGGAAGCUGGUACCAGUAAACGUAAAGCAGAAAUAAUGGACCUUCAGAAAAGACUACAGUUUGAUGACCCAAUCAAUAUACAGUUUACAUCUGGAACCACAGGAUCACCUAAAGGAGCCACUCUUUCUCAUCAUAAUAUUUUAAACAACAGUUAUUUCAUUGGUCGAAGAUUAGGAUAUCAUGAGAAGGAAACUCGAAUCUGCAUUCCAGUACCUUUAUACCAUUGUUUUGGCAUGGUUAUAGGAAGCCUUACGAUGGCAUCACAUGGUGCUACAUGUGUAUUCCCUUCACCUGCAUUUGAUGCUAAAGAUACAUUGGAAGCAAUCAGUAAAGAAAGAUGUACAUCUGUGUAUGGAGUACCAACCAUGUUUAUAGAUAUUGUGAACCAUCCAGAUUUACACAAGUAUAAGUUAUCAUCACUGUAUACUGGUAUCAUGGCAGGCGCUCCCUGUCCUAUUGAGACUAUGAAGGAGGUGAUAGGAAAUAUGGAAAUGCCAGGUGUUACUGUUUGCUAUGGAACAACUGAGAACAGCCCUGUCACAUUCCAGAACUUCAGAGAUGACAACAUAGAGAAAAAAGUAGGAACCAUAGGUAAACCACACCCACAUGUAGAGGCCAAAGUUAUAGAUGAGUAUGGUAAUGUUGUACCAUGUGGUACUCCUGGAGAGCUAUGUACACGUGGAUACACAACAAUGUUAGGAUACUGGAAUAAUCCGGCUAGAACAGCUGAUGUUAUCAAGUUAGACAGAUGGUACCAUACAGGAGAUAUUGCCACCAUGGAUGAGGAUGGCUACUGCUCUGUUGUAGGGAGGAUAACAGAUAUGAUCAUUAGAGGUGGUGAAAAUGUGUAUGCCUUUGAAAUAGAACAGGUUAUAUAUCAUCACCCUUGUGUUAAAGAUGUCCAGGUUGUUGGUGUUCCUGUGGAGAGAUUAGGAGAAGAAAUAUAUGCUUUUAUAGAGUUUAAAGAAGGAUACACAUGUACCGAGGAAAAUAUUAAAGAUUACUGCAAAACCAGGAUGGCCAGAUUUAAAGUACCUAAGUAUGUGAAAUUUGUCGAGGAAUUUCCUCUGACAGCUACAGGAAAAGUGCAGAAGUUUAAACUGAAAGAAGAAGCAAUGAGAGAUCUCAAUUUAACUGACUAAGCAAAAUAUUAUUAUUCUGGGGUUAUAUAUUAAUAAGUGGUGAUAUUUGAUUGACUACACAAAUAAUGGUUAUAUUUGAUAGACUAAGCACUUAGUGGUGAUAUUUAAUUCUACUUAGUAUAGGUUCUAACUAUUUACACAACAUUUAUUCUAUAUAUAUAUAUUUAUGUUAGCUAUUGAAUUUAUGUGCAAAAUUGAAAUCCCUAUCAGUUUUGUGUUUUAUAAGAUGUCAAAGUAGCAGUAUUUUAUAAAGUUUUUUGGUCAUUUUUUUUGUCCGAAACAAUAUUUAAAUUUAAAAAUGAAAUGAAAGGUUAGAUUCAACAAAAUCUUUUCAGUUCUUCCAGUGUUCCCUAUAGAAAAUUUACAAUUACAUUUUGAAGUGGCAGAACCAACCUCAUUAUCUUUAUUUGUGCAAUAUGAAACCAGGUGUUUCAAUCUUACACCGUUUGUUAAUGUUUUACUAUGAAGACUAUAGACCUUAAAGCUAUUUCGAAAUCUGAAAAAUUUUGAACUAUUUACAUCAUUUUUGCAUUAUUUUGUCUUCAAAAUUUAUAGACAAAUAGGGAUAAUAGUGUAUUUUAAAUUUAAAUUGGCAUGUUUAAAUCACUGGUAAGAAAUUAUUGAAAUAAUCAUGUAAAACAGAUAAACUAUUUUUUCUAGUUCUUGAGUAGGAUGUUUGUAAAAAAUUCUGUUAAAUCAGUACUGCUGUUUUUAUAACUUAUGCAAGAAAACCAUCCUACACUUGUUACAUAUAAAGUGGAAAAUGUUACAUGUGUUUUACAAAGAGGCUUUGUGUUUAUAAAAGGCAAUGUCAGACAUAAAUUGUGUAUGUAUGAUUAUGAAGUUGAUUUAUUUUUAUGAAGAUUAUUCCACAAUCUUAAUUAUUAUAAGACUGGAGUUAAAAAAAAAAAUAUAUUGUUUUUAUUAAACCAAGAACUAAGAAGUUAAAAGUAAAAACAAUUGCAGGACUAAAAUUUUGGAUUUAAUUAUCCUUGAUUUAACAUGGGAUAAAUAUAUUACUUUUUAUAAUAAUAUUUUAAUGGCUUUUUGGUGCAAAUGUUUAAUGUUAUAUUUUUUUAGUUAUGUUAUUGUUUUGUUUAUUGAAUUAUCUACCAUGUUCCAGGGGAACUGAAACUAAUUUUGUGCCAUAUGUAAAAUGUAAGCUUUUUUUGUAUAUUUUUAAACAACUCAAAAGUUGUAAUUUUACUUGCAUUUUAAAAAUGUGUAAUGAUGUCAUAAUAUUUUAUCAGAUUUUAAAUGGAUUGAUAAUCUUUUUUCUCUAACUCUAUGGAUAUUUAUCCCUUUCCGAACCCAUUGUAUAAAAAAAUUUAAUCAACGUGUGGUUGCUGGUGAUCUCAAAAGAUCAUUGGACGAUUUUAAGGGUCAUGACCUCUUUAGCUAACUGAAUGAAUCAAAAUAUGAUAACAGGUGUUAAUGAAAUUGACAACUUCGUGCAAUGUGAAAGGCACUCGAAGGGGAUUUUCGGUUAACAAAAAAAGAAAAUGUCUUUUUAAUCAUUAGAGAAACAGAUUCUUACAUAGUUACUCGUGAAUUAUCGGAUUUAUCCAAUCUCAAUAGUUAAAUUAUAAAUUUUAAAGUCCUCGCCGAGGCGGCUCGGACUUUAAAAUUGAUAAUUUAACUAUCUCGAUUGGAUAAAUCCGAUAAUCCACUGGUAUCAAUGUAAGAAUCUAUAUUUAUUUGUUUAUUUAUAUUUUUUUUACUGUUAUUUAAAGUUUUGGAUUGAAUAAAAUUUGAUGUUAUUUUUUUUUCCAGCAAUAAUCAUAAUUCAGUUAAAAUUUUAUUUCUAAACUUUUGUAAUUUUCAAUUCAAUUCAAUAUUUUAUGUAAGUCUCAUAUCUCAAUAAUAUAUAAUACAACAGUACAUUUAGUGUAAAAAUAUAAAGAACAUUUUUUGCAUUUAAAAGUUUUUUUGUUUUUUUUAAAUUAAUACAGUUUAUACGGUUACUCAUAUGAUCAAGUUCUAUCACCUUCAGACAUGAUGACAUUCUGUAUUGCCUUAUUAAAUGGGACUUUGAUUGAACUUAUAAAAUAGUCUUUUUUCAAAAUAUUUAUAGGUGAUGCAGUUAAUAAACUUAAGCAAGUAAAACAAGAAUUGUUUUUCAUAUGCAUUUACAAUAUAAAACAUUUCUUUUACACCGACUUGCACUGAUUUCUAAUAUAAAGAUAUAUUUAUACAGUCUUAAUUAAAAAUAAAUUAUUUACAACGGA